AUGCUUGCCUUGAGCUCAUAUACUUGCGUGGAGGAGACCAACGACCAUCCCAAGGUCAAUGAUACCGUCGACUAUAGCAGCCCGUUCAUCUCGGAGCGAGCUAUCGACCAGCCCCGACCCCUCAAGGUGGUCUAUAUCGGAGCGGGUAUCUCGGGAAUUAUUGCGGCCAUACGGUUCAUACAGGCGGUCCCUACCCUAGACUUCGUGAUUUAUGAGAAGAAUCCUGAGCUGGGAGGCACAUGGUAUGAGAAUAGAUAUCCUGGUUGUGCAUGCGAUGUCCCAUCCCAUGCAUAUCAGCUUAGCUUUGAGUCUUGGACCGGGUGGAGCAGCUUUUUCUCGGGCUCCGACGAGAUCCUGGAAUACUGGAAACGGGUUGCGAAGAAAUACGACGUCCGAAAAUAUAUCCAAUUCGAGAAGCGAUGCACUGGGGCUCGGUGGAACGAGGCAUUAGGGAAAUGGUUUGUCCAGAUGCUGGACUUACAAACGGGGCAGACAUUUGAAGACAGCGCUGAUGUCUUGAUCACGGGAACAGGUCAGCUCAACGAGUGGAAGUGGCCGUCAAUUCCCGGACUGCACAGUUUCAAGGGGAAAUUACUUCACAGCGCUUGCUGGGACGAGACAUAUGACCUUAAGGGCCAGAAUGUCGCUGUUGUCGGCGGUGGGAGCAGUGGGAUCCAGAUUGUCCCAGCGCUUCUGGAUACGGUGGAGUCUAUGGACCACUACAUCCGUGGAAAGAUGUGGAUCUGUAGCCAACUCGGAGGGGAGCAGCUCGCUGAGCGAACAGGCCAUAAAGGAGGGAAUUUUCGCUUCACCGAAGAGGAGAAGCAGACCUGGCGUGAAGAUCCUGCUGCAUACAUUCGUUAUCGGAGGGAUCUAGAGUUCAAAAUGCAGACGUUCCAUGGGAAAUCGCAAAGAGGAAGCAAAAUGCAAAUCGCUGCGCAGGCCGAGUAUAAGGCCGACAUGGAGCACCGACUGAAGCCGAAACCAGAACUCCUGGAACAACUCCUCCCAACCUUCCCUCCACUCUGCAAACGCAUUGCGCCUGGCCCUGGCUAUCUGGAAGCCCUAACCUCACCCAAGGUUAACGUCAUCACAUCUAGCAUCACCAGUGUCGACGCCACGGGGAUCACCGCCGAUGGAAAACACCGUCCUGUUGAUGCGAUUGUCUGCGCAACAGGUUUCGAGACUAGCCCGGGUAGUGGGUUCCCUAUUAUCGGACGACAAGGAGUAAAUCUUCGUCAACGCUAUGCUGAAUGCCCUGAGACCUAUUUAGGGCUUUGCACGGAUGGCUUCCCGAACUUUUUCCAAUCGCUGGGACCGAACUCAUUCCAGGGAGCUGGGAAUUUGCUUAUCACGAUAGAGCAGACGCAUCUAUAUAUAUCUGAAAUUCUGACCCGAAUGGCAUGCGAUAAUAUCGGGUUGGUAGAGCCGAAGCGGUCACAGGUCGAAAGUUUCACCCAGUAUACAGAAGAGUACUUUAAACGCACCGUCUAUAGCGCGGAAUGUGCGAGCUGGUACAAAUCCUCCCCGCCGGGUACAUCCCCACAAGCACAGCAACGGGGUCGGGUCACAGCUCUAUGGCCAGGAAGUAGCCUCCACGCCAUCAGGGCGCUGAGACGGGUUCGAUGGGAGGACUUUGAAAUCAGCCCAUAUGAUGGCAAUGGCUUUGGGUGGUUUGGAAACGGAUGGACCGUACAAGAGAAGGCACCGCAAAUCGAGGAUGGAAUUACGCCUUAUCUAGAUAAUACUGGGUUUGUGGAUGAUGUCCAGUUAGAAGACAACGACAGGAAGAUGUAUUGA
Aspergillus bombycis is the source of this 1800-nucleotide messenger RNA. RefSeq names its product flavin-containing monooxygenase. Bases 1 to 1800 code for a protein of 599 amino acids. Gene Ontology annotation, molecular function: flavin adenine dinucleotide binding; N,N-dimethylaniline monooxygenase activity; NADP binding. The transcript has 4 exons. The record is from RefSeq and is a predicted model, not a curated record. NCBI's taxonomy places the organism in Eukaryota, Fungi, Ascomycota, Eurotiomycetes, Eurotiales, Aspergillaceae.